AUGACUGUCGUUGCCGUAGCUGGGGGGACCUCGGGCCUCGGCCGGGCUAUCGUCGAGGAAUUUCGGGAGCAUCCGGAGUUUUCACUAUUCGUCCUUAGUCGUCAGGAAUACCCCGAUCUCGAGAAAGAAUUGGGAUAUCCAAUUCUUGCAAUAGAUUACGAUAAUCCAGAUGAGAUAACGCAAUUGCUCCAGGAUAAGAAUGUAGAGAUAGUGAUAUCCUGCAUCAACUACUUGACCGCACUGCAACCAGAAAUCAACCUGAUCAAAGCAGCGGACCAAGCACAUACUGUUACUAGAUAUAUUCCUAGCAUUUGGGGGAGCUUUCAUUAUGGACCCGAACAGGCACAUAUCCCCGAAAUCAAGCCUAAACUUGUUAUUAUGGACGCCAUGGAAAAAUCCCGGUCUCUGGAGUAUAUGGCAAUCUACAAUGGAUAUUUUCUCGAUUACUACGGCGUCCCUCAUGUGAAAUCAUAUUUGACAAACAUAUGUAUUUGCGUGGACAUGCAAUCAAACGUCGCUGGCAUUCCCGGCUCUGGAGACGUGCCGGUCACCUUUACCUAUACCUUCGAUAUUGCCAAGUUCACCAUUGCCAGCCUAAGCCUGCCAAAAUGGCCGAAAGAGAGCUAUAUAAUUGGAGACAAGGUCACUUGGAACGAAUUCAUUCAGAUCGCAGAGGAAGCGAAGGGUGUUAAAUUCGAGAUCCAUCGGGACUCGCUUGAGGAUUUGAGAGUAGGAAAGAUUACAGAGCUUCCAAACCAGAAGCACGUGUAUGAGUCGUGGCCAAAUGAUCAAGCCAGGAAGCUGUUCUCCCAAUUUGGUCUGUGGUGCGAGGCUGGGAUGCUUGACCAUAGGCCAGCUCAUUCACUGAAUGAUGACUUUCCAGGCAUCAAACCUGUGACAGUGAGAGAGUUUUUAGAAAAAGCUUGGAGAAAAUAG
Rhinocladiella mackenziei CBS 650.93 is the source of this 936-nucleotide messenger RNA. RefSeq lists its product as uncharacterized. Lineage: Eukaryota; Fungi; Ascomycota; Eurotiomycetes; Chaetothyriales; Herpotrichiellaceae. The coding region runs from base 1 to 936 and encodes 311 amino acids. The transcript has 4 exons. The record is from RefSeq and is a predicted model, not a curated record.